Molecule: messenger RNA, 4984 nt
Organism: Carassius auratus (goldfish)
Lineage: Eukaryota; Metazoa; Chordata; Actinopteri; Cypriniformes; Cyprinidae
Product: protein sprouty homolog 2-like
Exons: 2
Coding region: 626-1549 (307 amino acids)
Biological process (GO): animal organ development; multicellular organism development; negative regulation of Ras protein signal transduction
Cellular component (GO): cytosol; membrane
Source: RefSeq, a predicted model, not a curated record
UACAAACACACACACACACAGGGAGUGAAUGUUGAGUCCUGUAGAGCCAAUGAGCUGGGACCGGAUACGAUAUAUCCUCUGGGACAACAGCUACUCUGUUCACCCCCUUCACUUCCACAUGACGCCAUUUACAGCAUAAACCCGACCUCCUCUCCGGAAAGAAGAAAAAACAAGAGCUGAAAAACUUGAAAGCAGCACAGUGUGUGCCAUGCAGCCAAUCAUUCGACUUGCGAGCCGCAACGCGUCUUCUUGAAAAGUCUUGAGCAUUUUUUUUUUCUUCAGUAAACUCCGCUGAUUUUGUUGGAUUCUGUAACUUAUUUUAUUUUCGUGUAAUUAGCGGUUUAACAGCGUAAAUGAAACUAUACUGCGUUCUACUUGGAAUAAAAUUCUGAUGUUACUGUUUCGCGCGAGUUGUGCGGAAAAGUAGCGAAGACGAGGACGCGCGAGUGUUUGCCAUCAUCGGGAUUUUUGUGAAUGAAUCUCCAAAUGAAUUGAGGACUAACCAAAGAGAAAUUCCUACUAGUAGGAUAUACUCUUCACAACACAAAUAGGGGGUUGAGGUGGUGAGAUCACGGACUUCAGAUGUGUUCAAUGCCAGCCGGAGAGUUCCCACUUCAGAGUAAAGAUGGAGACAAGAGCUCAAAAUGGCGGCAGCGGCUCCUCUGGCUUGCUGCGAGCUUUGCGUGACACUGGCAGACCCCAGACUGGGGACUCGGAGCCUUGGGAAGGUCAGGUGCUCUCCCUGGACCAGAUAAGAACCAUCCGCAGCAGCAAUGAGUACACGGAGGGCCCAACUGUGGCGCCUCGUCCACCGGCCGCCCAGCAGAAAACAGACUCGCAAACUUCUAGCCCGACUUCCACCAACUCCAUUGAGCUCUCUGAGCAUAGAAACUCCCCCAGGGCUCAACGAGCCGGACAGCAGAUUCCUCAACAAGCCCCUCAGUCGCCAAGGAGCGGCGUGAGCAGAUCCACCAGUGGCACCAGCGAGGGGUCACACAGCACUGCCAGGGCCAGCACAGGAAGCACCUCAUCGGAGCAAAGACUUUUGGGAAACGAAGGCGGGACGAGCGAUCGGGUGGUGAGGGCGCAGCCUAAACGUUCAGAGCUGAAGCAGGAGGAACUGAAGCCCUUGGCCCCAAGCCCGGGCCAAGCCGGAAACAUCAAGCACUCAAAUCGCUGCGAGGACUGCGGCCGCUGCAAGUGCGAAGGGUGCACCUGUCCUCGGACCCUGCCGUCCUGUUGGAUGUGCGGCCGCAGGUGCCUUUGCUCGGCGACAACAGUAAUGGACUAUGCCACCUGUGUCUGCUGUGUCAAGGGUCUCUUCUACCACUGCUCCAGUGACGAUGAGGAUGUGUGUGCGGACAAGCCCUUCUCUUGCACCCAGUCACACUGCUGCAUGCGGUGGACGGCCAUAAGCGUCCUGGCACUUUUCCUACCCUGCCUGUUUUGCUACCUUCCGGCAAAGGGCUGCGUGGCAUUGUGCCAGGCGUGCUACAACUGCACCAGUCGGCCAGAAUGCCACUGCAAGAACAAAGGCGUUGAGAAAUAAACGAGGCUUGGUUCCUGGAGUAGCACUGGGAAGAUAACCUUAUCUGGGACUAUCUCCCGAGCAGUGGAAAAAUAUUCGCAAAUUGUUGUAGUUUUGGCACUGUAGACCAAGAGGUGACAUUGGAUUGGCAAAAACUGGUUUGAAGUGGUUUGUUUGUCUGUUAGUUUUAUUUUUUUGCUUUUCUCUUAUCCACGUUCUCUCUUUCUGUUUCACUCUUUAAGGGGGGUGGAUUUUGUCGCAACAUCCUUCCCAUGUUCUUUUCAUUUUAAACUGAAGUCCAGAAUGUUAGCCCUAUUGACAUUCAGUAAUAUGACUGAUAAAGGUGACAGACUCCUCUAACUAACUGUUUGUGAAUAGUAUCUGCAAAGUAUGUAAAUUAGCAAAUGAGCUCUUUUUCCAAGAGAUUUUAUUUUUGUACAUAUAAUAUUUCAACUGUGAAAAGCAUUGUGCCAAACCAGUGGCACCUUGACAGAUCCAUAUAUAUGAUGCAUAUAUAAAAUGUGUAUAGGGCUGUACAUUCGUUUUGAAUGUAUAUCAAUCACUCUUUUGAUAUUUUGCCUUAUAGAAGAGAAACCUUACACAAAUUAUCCCUACAACUAUACUUGUAAAUUGUACAGUGACCCUAAGAAAAACUUUAUUUUCUAAUUUCAACACAUUGUUUAGUGUAAAAAUAUUUAUUUGAAGUUUUAAUUAUUUUAUAAAGUAAUAUUUAUUUUGAGAGGCAUCUUUAUAGGCAUCACCCCAACUCUGAGAAACAAAACCUCCUCUGUUGUUGCUGCAAAACAAGGGUGACAAGGGUGUCAAAUCUGAUGCAUAUGUUCACUAUAAAAUAGAAAAUAUAUUAACGUUUUGAAAUUAAACAAUGCAUUUUCUCUGUUCUUUCUGGCCUGCUGUUGACCUUGUUUUUAGCCUUUGAGCACAAAGGCCCAUUUCAGAAAACCUACUGUGUUUUCAAUCGUCUUUGUUUACCCAAUGGAUCUUCUGUCAGGGUUGCAUUUCACUUUGCAUUUAUGAUGAAAGCGAUGAUGUUCGCAGAGCUUCAGUUUCGAGGUCAUCUGAAAAUAAAGCAAGGAAAGUGAUAGUGCACAAUCGCGAAUCAGCAAAAUAGAUGCGUUACAGAGAUUCUAUCGAUGAGAUCUUCCUGCACAAAGGAGAUCAAAUGAAGUUUAAUAUAGCUCACUAGAAAUGCAACAUUUAGUACUGUUGACUGUUAUUUCAUGGAUGAUCUUGCUUUAACCAUGACCAUUUGGAGACAUAGGCAUAAUCUCGACUGGAAAAUUGCAGAACUGUGUUAGUUUGUGUUGUUCUGGUUGACCAAGAAAACUAGGCAAAACUUUAGUCAUGGAAUAGUCACAUGGAAUUAAGUUAUCAAGUUAUGAUUACCAAUAAUUAACACCAGUACAUGGAACUCCAAAUUGCUUGCCUGAUAAAACCACCCAAACAAACUGAUCUCAGAUCAAGAUAGACCCCAGUUCCUUUACAAAGAAGCCCUGAUCUUGAGCCAGACCUUCAGGGGUAACUUCCAGCCUGCGCUGCCAGCAGCGGAUACUGGCUGCAUUUACUUCCAUGGGAAACAUCUGGCACUGGUUUAAUCAUUGAAGUAUGCAAACCACUAGUUGACAUCAGGAGGAUCAGAGAUUGUUUCUGUUGGCAAGUCGUUGUUUGCAACUCUCCCUCCAAUCCUCACUUGUGUUAUGGAAACUGCACUGUGGGAAUAUUAAGAAUAGAUAUGGUAUAUGCAAGAUGCCUUAUCAAUUCAGCUUUUGAGGAAAUUUUCACUCCGAGUUGCUUGUAUACAUUUGUGCAAGUUGUCAUCUUUAACCUUUUUGUAUUAAGAAACUUGAUUGCUAAAACAUCGCAGAUAACUCCGUUUGCAAUUUCACAACUUUAUUUGAAUACGGCAUGAGAAAAAAAUCACUUCAAAAUCAAAACUAAAUAUGACUUUAAAGUUCUCAAAUUCAGGUCCCAGAUUUUACAUUCCAAAUAAAGUGACAUAGAUUUGAACCAAAAGUCUAACUUGUAUGUGCAAAUAUAUGGUUAAUUGCAGUUUAAGUGGUUUUCAGAGUACAAACCAUCAGUUGGGAAACACUCUUUAAAACUAAAGCAGUUUUUAAAAUGUCAAGGUCAUGAUAUUGAUUUGACUUUUUUUUUAUACAGCAAAUGUUUUUAAAAUAAUACAUAUUGAUCUUGCAAUGCAUGCACACCUCUUUUUGUAUAGUCACCAAGUAAAAGGCUGUUACUUUUUCCCAUUUUCUUUAUGACAUGAUAUGUGCUACUGGCAUUCGCACUGUUGGUUCAGCGUGUUGCCGCAUGUUUGUUAUUUUGCUGAGGGUUUGAGUGACAGGCAGCCAGCUUUCACCCCUUGGUAGGGAUGAGCCCCCUUCCCCGUUUAGGUGGCAAAAGAUGGAAAAACAAAACCGUCCCGAUCGCUCGAGUGCGUCGUUUUCCGGCUUGCCUCCCACCCAUUGUUUUAAGCUAUGAAUGGCAGGGCAGCGACGGGGGGUUGGUUUGCUCAAAGCCCUGCAAAGGGUUAAAGACAUUACUUUAAAUGACAAUGGGCCAACAGUUUACCCCCACAUUCGAACCCUUGUGUAUUCACCGUCUUUUCAAUGGCCUGCAGUUAUUUCACCGCCUCUUAAGCCUCUUCAACUACCUGCUUGGUAUUCUCACAGGGCAACCUUUGAGUGCGAGUGUGUGUGUGUGUGUGACAGCACGCACGCGCAUGUUUUCUGCUUUGCGUGCGAGUGUUUAGCAGCCGCUAAAUGUGUUGUUAUGGGUGCAGGCAGCACAAAAGAAGGAUAGAUGGGAAAAAUGACACCCUUUUGAAAGAACUGCAAUUGCAUGCCAAGUUCAAGAGAAAUAGAGAAAUAUAGAUUUCUCCAUUGAGUAGAAAAAUGGGUCAGAUAAAGGCUGGGAGGGUUGACCUCAAUAAACAGACAACAGAUGGGACGGAACUUACUUUGUCUAAAAAAUUAAAACUAGUAUUAAAUGUUCGCCUAUGCCGGAACAUAGUUAUUGUUAAAAGGAAUGGAGUAGACUAAUAGGAAGUUACUUAAUUUGUCAUUGAAGACAUUAUGUACCCGUCUAUUGAUGUUUGGUAUGUUUUGAAAGGGUAUUGAUUACUUCCAUCCUCAUUCUAAAUUUAACCGUGUCAACGAGGACAAGCUACACAGGCAAAGAUUGAUAACCCUGGCUGGUUACCACAGGACUAAACAGGCAAACAAAAAUGCAAGAAAAAAAAAAAGGAGAGAAAAAAAACUGAUACCGUUUAAAGGUAUAGUUCAGCCAAAAAUGUAUUUACCUUAAGAAAAAAAAAUCACCAUCAACAGGCUGUCAAAAUAUGCUGCAUGAUAUUAAAAACAACACAUUCAUGUUUGGAGAUGAAAAAAAAAAACUCACAAUGGAAAAAACAUAAAAAAAAGUUAAGGGGAAAAC